AACGAUUUCGAGGUGGACGUUGAUUACUCAUUCGCCAAUGUUGUUCAGUUUAUAAAAAGAUAAUUAAUAUUAACAACAAAAAUAAACACUAGAUAGUGUACAUCUAUAAACUGUGUCUGUUUUAUGGCAAACUAGCUCAAAAUGCAUCGCCGCCGCGGACCGAACUUCACUUACGUGAGCGGAUGUGUAAAAUAUAUGAUUUUUGUAUUGAAUUUUAUAUUUUGGUUAUUUGGAGGUCUGCUGAUCGCUGUAGGACUUUAUGCAUUCAUCGAUAAAUGGCAGGCAACUGGAUUAAUUAAACUGGAUACCGUAUACGAUGUAAUGCUGAACAUAAGCUUGCUGAUCGCGCUGCUAGGGGGCGUGGUUUUCGUCGUCAGCUUCGCUGGAUGCGUCGGCGCAUUGAGAGAGAACACUUGUCUGCUUAAGUUUUACUCCCUCUGCCUGCUGAUCCUGUUUCUAGUCGAAAUGGGCGGGGCUGUGUGCGGCUUCGUGUUUCCCCGCUCUCUCCACGGACUUCUAGAGUUGAGCUUCACGGAACGCGUCGUGCACGCGUAUAGAGAUGACCCGGAUUUGCAAAAUUUUAUCGACUUUGCACAGAGCGAUUUCCACUGCUGCGGCCUUACCUCAGACGGCUACAUGGACUGGUCUAAGAACGAGUACUUCAACUGUUCCUCUCCAUCCGUGGAGCGAUGCGGAGUGCCCUUCUCAUGCUGCAUCAACGCCACCGAUAUAUCCUCAGGACUUGUCAAUAUCAUGUGCGGUUAUGGUGUGCAGAACUACCCGGUGGCCGAAGCAAGCAAACGCGUCUGGACGAGCGGUUGCAUAGAGAUCGUGCGAUCCUGGGCCGAGCGCAAUCUGUACACUAUAGCGUCGGUAGCGCUUGGAGUUGCGUUGUCGCAGCUCUUCGUCAUCUACCUCGCUAAGACUUUGGAGGGACAGAUAGAGUUGCAGAAAGCUAGAUGGCAGACAUGAAACAGGGGCACCCUGGGCGCCUACCGCGACGAGUGUCGCCGCGCGCUGCUGUAGCACGCGCCGCGCUCGGGGCCCACGCCCCACGCGCUGCACAUCUGAGCCACUCAACCACUGAGUCAGGGGACAGAGUGACUACACAUGUGCAGUGUCCAAGACUUGAAACAAACUUCUAAGUGUCAGUGUAUUGUGUCAGUGUUAAUGUGCCAUCUACUGUGACGUUUAACCGACUUCAAAAAUAGUGGUGUGUUUGACAGUGUGAAUAGUGUGAACUUUGGAAUGUGCCAUCAAGUUUCAAAGUGGUUGCAAUGUCAUCAUGUGCCAUAGUGAUGAAUUUUAUGAUUGUGGGGAGUUUUACUUAUUUUUUUUUUUUAUGGAAAUAACUGGUUAUCUGUAGGGUAGGUGAAAAAUAAAUAAGUAAUGUUAAAAAAAAAUCAACUGUUAGUCUAAGUAAGUCAUUUAAAUAUCAAUAUGUAAUUAAGCAAAGAAAGACAAAAACAGCUCUCAAUUUAGCCAGUUAUCUAUAUUGCCAGUGUACAAAAAAACUGCCACAUCAAAAAAAUAAGUAAAAUUCUUCCAAAAAACUGAAUCUCAGGACAAUUUUGGAAUUGCAUUUCGUACUAUCACGCCAAUACCUUAGGUAGGCGGAUCUCUGCGAGCUUUUUGAAAAAAAUACAUAAUUGUUAAAAUGUAAUAUUUAUAAUUAUAUGUUUGCCAAUUUCCAAUGUUAAUUAUUAUCUGUAGUUUGUAAGUUAUGUGUUUUUGUAUUGUAUUAGUGGAACUUUUUGGUAGAAUUAUAUUUUUAGUGACUGGUCACACUCAACUGUGUUGCCAAUUAAAAAAAAAAAAACACUGAAAAGUUCUACUCAUAAAAUCACAGUAUAAAUAAAAACAUGAUGUAUUGAAAAUGUUUAAUUACUUGCAUUUAUAAAGGACUGUAUAUAAGGCGUAAUUAUAAUUAAUAAUGGGACGUGCCCAUGUUAUGAAUGUAAUUCUCAAUCACAAGGUAUCAAUAUAGGACAGAUACUGAUAUUAAUGUUGUUAUGUAGAUAAAUACUACUAUAAUAAAGCAAAAGAAUUUAGUUUGCUUGAACGCACCUUUCUCAAAAACCACUGGGCCGAUUUGAAAAAAUCUUGUUGGAUCCUUCCAAUGUAAUUUUUUUUCAAGUAUAUGAUAGCGUCAACAUAUAAUAUGUUUCUCUCUCCGUGCAAUGUGGUAUAGCCGUUUUCAGUAUAAUAUCAGUAUCUGUCUUAUAGUGAUACAUAAUAAGUAUGUAAUUGAUUAAUAAAAAUAGUGUAAUUAUAAUUAAUAUGUGUCGUAAAAAUCUUCCUUUUGUAAUUAUUAAGUAGGAAAAUAUCUAAAUUGUGAUAGUUUUUUUUCCUAAAUUCCAUUUUCUAAAAAUCGUUUUUACUGACUAUUGCAAGUAAUGAAAAAAAAAAGAUAAUUCACUUUGGCUCUAGACAGACCGACCGCAUUUAAACUGCAAUUUCACAAGCAGGACCAAGGUAUCAAGGUGUUCUCCGAUGCACGGGUGAAAUAAUCACCCAACUUCGAGACUACGGACUCCGGAUUUCACUACAAACCAAGGGGCAUUUUUAAGAGUCAACUCUCAACAAUAAUUACUUGCAUUAAUCAGUAAAUCGGUUUAUUGCCUAAAAAGGCAAAGUGCUCAAUUUUGACAAAAUAAAACUAAAUUCCGAGACUAAUCUCAAAAUGGCGUUGAUUUCAAAUAUUGUGCAAAGUAGACUGAGUUAAUUAUUAUUAGAGAAAUAAAUAAAAAUAUUGCGUUUUUAGGAAAUUGUGUGAGAAAUCUGCAUUAUUAUUUAGUUGUUUAGCACCAAAUUAUACAGGUAUUUAGGUGCAGUAAAAUUCAAAGUUUUCAAUAUUUUUUUUGAUUGUCACUAUCAUAAAAAAUCAGAUUUUUGACAAAAUUUUAGAUCUUGUUUUCAUUUGACGCUCAAUUUUUGUGUAGUUUAUGAACAACUACAAAAAUUCCACUGUGUCAAAUUUUAUUUUAUUUGUAUCAUCUGCUUAGCCUUUUCCCAACUAUGUCGGGGUCGGCUUCCAGUCUAACCAGAUGCAGCUGAGUCCCAAUUUUGUACAAAAAAAGUUAUUAGAGUAUACUAAAAUGAUAUUUACGAAGACAAUCAUAUUAAAAAAAAAAACUACAAAAAAAGUUCUUCCCUAUGAUCAUAUCAAAAAUUCCAUUUACUUCUGUUUAUUUGAAAAUGCAAUUAAUAUUUUAUUAUUUAAGCCAUUUAAUGUCAUAUCAUUUCAAUUUAGAUAUACGUAUAACAUACUAGGUGAGUAAACCCGCGUUCCGAAACGGCUAAUAUAUGAACAAAACUGUUCAGUGUAUUAUUGAAUUAUAUCUUCUAAGAAACGCAUUAAUUACAAAUAUGUUCAUUUUGUUCCUCCAAUUUAUUGGUAAGAAAUAUUGUAUUAUGAACAUUACUGCCAUUAACUGUUGAUUAGUCCACAAUUUGAAGUAUUUCACUGAUCAAUCAAUAGUUUCUAUAUAGAGCAAGAGCCAGCGACAACCAGACCUCUAUUAAUUUAUCUCAUCUCCCUAGCUUUUGCCGACUUUGUUGCUACCCGGGCAACCCAAUACCCCUAGGUAAGCCUGGUUGUCAGUCUUACUGGCUUCUUCAGACAGCCCGUAACAACUGCCAAAGAUGUUCAAUGACAGCCGGGACCUACAGUUUAACGUGCCAUCCGAAACACAGUCAUUGGUGUCCAAAAUUUACUUAGAAAGUACAUACAAACUUAGAAAAGUUGAAUUGGUGACUUGCAGACUUCUUAACUUUGUGAACUGGACUUUCUUGGACUGUUACAUUACCUAUUGAUUUCGAGGUCAAUUUUUUUCAGGGUAUUCGGCGAAGUUCGGUCGCCGAAUUGAGAACUUCCCCCUUUUUGGGAAGUCGGUUAAAAAUAAAGAUCUGGCUAUUGCUGGCUUCAGCUCUAAAAGUAUGAUAUAAGCAUUUAUUACAAACCACAUUGCAAUUUAUGAAGUAAUUAUAGUUCAAACAUUUCACAUAAUAGUAUAGUGCAAUAUUUUAUUUUUAAUAGUACAUUUAUAAGUUCUUUUUAAAGUGCCAGUUUUUCAAAGGUUUCUCAAUAGCAAGCUUUCAUUGUAUAAAAGUUAUUAAAUAAGUAAAUAAUGUAUUACACUUGUACUUGAAAAGGGGCGUCGAAACAGAUUGAAUCCAAGCAUUGUAUUUUUAUUUAAGGUUCCUUUACCACACAGGUAAAUGUAGGCGGACUCAUACCUCAACAUAUACAUUUUCAUAGAAUUUCUUUGCUCUUGGAUAAAUGAGUGAGCUGAGACAAGAUCGAAUAACGAAAUUCUAUUGUUUGUUUGAAAAAUUAUCCGCUCAAGCUUUGGUGAAGCCUAUAUCACAUUAUGGAAACUUAUAGGCUGAAGUAUGACGCCAUGUACCUUGCCUGUGUAGGAAGGGAAGCUGUAAUGUUCAAAUAUUAGUGUGAUAUUAAUACAUUAGGAUUUUCCUAUAUUGGUUCAGUUACAAAAAUAUGUACAUUGCCAAAAAACACUACGUUAUGAGACGAAAAAAUAUCCAAAAAAAUAUUGUUGAAUGAUAAAUUUUGAUUAAAUUGUAGUUGAAAUCUGAUACUGAUUGCUCUCAAUUUGGAAAUUAAAUGCUCAAUUUGUUUACAUUGAGUUGUAUCGAAUAUUUUUUAUUAUUUUACAUAUUUUUUUAAUCAACUACGACUACGGGCUACGACUUUCCAUAAAGAAUAAUUUUAAUGUGAUUUUUAAUUUUAAAUAUUGGGUAACUGACAAUUAAUUGAUACCCAUAUGAUUUUCAACUUUUUUAAACGCUCAAUAUUAACAAAAUAAUAGUACCUAAUUAGCUAGAGGAGGCCUUUGCCCGAAGGCACUCUGAAUUAAGGGAUACUAUUUAAAAACGAAUAACAAAUAACUUGUAAACAUAUGUAAAAAAUCAGAAAUAAAGGUUUAUUAUUAUAGUACCUAAUUAGUAAUGCAAUUGAUUUUUUUAAUUAUUCUUGGUUUUUCAUGGCAAUUGCCUUGCCCUUUCAUAUUGUUUUAUUCAAAAUAGUAGUAAAAUUUUUAUUCAUAAUUUUGUUUUCAAAAAUAUCGAUGUAAGUAUCAAGGUCUCAUUAUAGACUGUUUAUCUUUUAAAAGUGUUUAAAUAUAAAUGGAUUUAUAACCAAAUAUAAUCUAUAUGUCGUAUUUAGUUCGUAAGUUUAUAAACUUAUCGAUGUACAUAGGUAUUAGGGAUCUUAGUAUAUGUAUUAAAGUCAUUUCUAUGCAAAUAUUGCUAGGCGGGAUAUAUGGUCUAAAAAAAUAAUAUUAGGUUAUAUGUCUUAGGUAUUCCAAAAAUACUGUUACAGCCUUUUUUUAUCGUCCCACUGCUGGGCACAGGCCUCCUCUCACACGGAGAAGGAUUGAGCAUUAAUCACCACGCUUGCUCAAUGCGGGUUGGUGACUUCAGACUAUAUAGUCCAGGUUUCCUCAAGAUGUUUUCCUUCACCUUUUUAUCAGCUAAAAGUCGUGGUGGCCUAGUGGGCAAAGAACCAACCUCUCGAGUUUGAGGGCGUGGGUUCGAUUCCAGGUCACGCAAGUACCAAUGCAACUUUUUCUAAGUUUGUAUGUACUUUCUAAGUAUGUCUUGGACACCAAUGGCUGAUAAAAAGGUAUUCCAAAAAUAAGUGAAGAAAAUUACAAAUACAUAUAAUAUAAAAAUGCAAGUCCAGUUGCCCAGUUUGCAUAUAGUGAGUGCAGCUAUUGUACUAGAAAAGGUACAACAUUAUUAUUUCGCUGUUUACCUCUUUUUGUGGGAAAUUAUGAAAUACUCCUCCCGUUGUGGAUGCAGUGGGAGUCAGACUUCUACUGACUAAAAAUGUCUUACCCCUUUCCGAGUAAAAAAAUACAUUAAUAGUUCAAAUGCCUAUGUAUUCCGCCUAGCAAGUAUCAGUGAGUUAUAAUGCACAAUUCAAGUAAAAUGAUAUUUUGCGUAAUUUAAUAGCGAGAACUGAUAUAAAGACAUUAUUCUUGUACAUUGAAUACCAGUUGUCAAUGAUGUAAAAUAUAGAGAAUUAAAUCAACUGUAACCUGUAAA
Molecule: messenger RNA, 6072 nt
Organism: Helicoverpa zea (corn earworm)
Lineage: Eukaryota; Metazoa; Arthropoda; Insecta; Lepidoptera; Noctuidae
Product: tetraspanin-33-like
Exons: 7
Coding region: 142-972 (276 amino acids)
Biological process (GO): protein localization to plasma membrane; protein maturation
Cellular component (GO): membrane
Source: RefSeq, a predicted model, not a curated record